Molecule: messenger RNA, 1994 nt
Organism: Alosa alosa (allis shad)
Lineage: Eukaryota; Metazoa; Chordata; Actinopteri; Clupeiformes; Clupeidae
Product: apolipoprotein L3-like
Exons: 3
Coding region: 205-990 (261 amino acids)
Biological process (GO): lipoprotein metabolic process; lipid transport
Cellular component (GO): membrane; extracellular region
Molecular function (GO): lipid binding
Source: RefSeq, a predicted model, not a curated record
ACUUUGUUAGUCAAAGUUAUGAUAGCUAAAGGUUUGAUCAGCUUCUCCAUUGCAAUGCUUAUGAAGAUCAUUUAUACACGCACAAUGGGAGAUGAACAUCAUCAUCAUCAUCAUCAUCAUCAUCAUUAUUAAGGAAAUUACAGAUUUAUGAAAUAAGAGACCCAGUGGUUUUCCGAGUAGUUAUUCUUCUUCAGUUAAAUCAAGAUGCUAAUAAGUACAUCAUCGAGACGACCAUGGAGGAUGAAGUGGCGACAUGGCAGAGCUGCACUUCCUGCAGAAAUGGAAGAUGGAGGCAUUAAUGUCAGUGUGAAAAAGCAGAUCGGAUGCCUGAGGAAGACCAUAGGGCAGCUGGAGUCGGUCCACAGGAGGACCACUGCUUGCAGUCUAUCUGGCGGGGUGAUUGGUGCCGUCGGCGGUGUCACUUCCAUUGUUGGUCUCAUCAUGGCUCCCUUCACCUUUGGAGCUUCCCUGGCAGUGACCGGUGUUGGCGUGGUAGUCGCAGCUGCCGGCGGAAUCACUGGUGUUGCUUCCAACAUCACCAAGAUGACCCGCGAGAAGAGUUGUCAGGAGAAGAUCAAAGAGAUCUUGAAUGAUUGCAACAGCAGGCUCAGCCCUGUUAUGAGCAAUUUGCAGAACUGUACUGGCAGUGUACAAGAUUGUCAGGCUUCAAUUGGCGCAGGUAAACCAAUAUCAGGUUUGACCCAGAGAUUAAAGCUGACCCCAAUGGGUAAACAGGCAACUGAGGCCACACGACCAAUCAGUGCUAGUGACAAAACAACACCUAAGGCGAACAUGUGGUCCAUGAUCCUUGAUUUGGUCAGCAUUGCCAGUGAUGUCAGAGAGAUGCAAGAGAUCAGAAAGAGGGACAAGGGUCGAAGACGAUCUGAGUCUGAAACGCUGAUGUUCAUAAACCAGAUAGAGGAAAAAGUCAGAGAGUUAGAAAUGACCGUUUUUGAGUUAGACAGACAGGAAGGGAUUAUCCUCUCUUAGAUGUGUGAGGAUGUGUUGUCAUAAUCAAGACAGAGAAUUUUCUUGUGCUUGUUUAGGGAAAAACAACCGGGAAAGCGUGUCAAGAACAUGCCAAUCAAACAGGGUAUAUUUGACCAAUCAGAGACCUGAAAAUAUUUAGAAUAAUGGGGAGAAUGCAAUAAACCCCAAACUCCCUACUGUUUUCCCUGUCUAUAAGAAAACCCUGACAAUUGAGUUUUUGAACAUCUUUGUUUUUAAGAAUAACAGUUUUCAGUGACCUAAAAACAGACUUUACAUUACUGGCAGUGUACAUUAUCAACCUUCAGUCUCUGCAGGCAAACUAAUAUCAGGUUUGAUCAAGAUAAUAAGAGAAGUACAGACUUUGUGUGUGGCUGAAAGACCAACACGGAUAGACACAUUUCUGUAUUCAAAAAUACCUGGGUUACGGUGGCUAUGCCCUUAAUUUUGACGUUUUGAAGUUUUACAUUUACUCAUUUAGGAGAUGCUUUUCAUCCAAAGAAACUUGCAUAAUAUCAAUCCCCACCAUGCUUUGCUCAAGGGCACAACGGUGGAAGGUGGGAAUUCAGCCUGCAACUUUUCAGGCUAUAGCAUGCUAGCUCAACUCUUUAGCCAGUACACUACCACCAGCACAUGUUUUACUGAGAAGGUUGUUCAUUAUUAAAUAUCCAGUUUGUGUAGUCUGUACAUGAAUGUAUAUUUCUUAGUUUAGAUGUAAACACAUUUGCUUAUCGCAAAUAGUUUACUAUAACAAAUCAAAUCAAUCACAGACUAUUGUUAAUGGCAUAGUUUUGAUAUGGGUGGUUGGGGAUUUUCUUUAGUAAGUUUAUUAGUAAUUUUACUGUGUACAAUAAUGUCAAACAUUGAUCAUUGUGAUUGUGAUGAUUGUACUAUGGGAUAGGAACAUAUGGUGAAAAAGUAAUCGGGGCAAAGAGAUUAAAACAAUUGAUUUAAAAUGUAGCAAAUUUGCAACAGGUGUAUUAUGGCAAACAUUAUGGUGUAUACAU